AUGGCAAGGGAAGUGUUUGAUUCACGUGGGUUCUCCUCCGCUCGCAGCGGCAGGUCCUUGUUUGGCGAGGAGAAGCCUCGCCCAUUCGGCAGGCCCGCGAGGUCUGAAGCUACUGAGGAUCUGAGCACCGCGGACGACCUCAUCUUCACGCGCUUGAAGACGAUCUUCCGCGGCCCGGUUUCGUGCGUGGACAGGGAUUUAAAUUUUGAGAAUGCAUUCAGCAGGUCGCUGUCGGACCCGGAGGACCCCCUCGUGAGGGGUCUGUACGCCGGGGACAUGUCCGGCACCUGCAACACAUCGCUCACGAGCUUCGACAUGAGCUCGUGUGGAGUCAUGGCCGGCGUUGACUCCGUCAGCAAGCUCGGCUUCGGCGAGAGCGUGAUGUGCCUGGACUCACUGGCGCAGGCACUGGCGGCCGACUCCGCCUCGUACGCCGACAAGGAGAAGGCGGCGACGCAGACGGAGACUCCGCUGACCCAUCUGGCGUCCAUCGAGACCGUUGCGACCCAGGAUGUGCUGACGCCGCUGGGCGCCGGGUCCGUGGAGCUCGGCUGCGACUUCGCCGACCGCGUGGGUAAGCUGCUGGGCCGCUGCAUGGACGGCGACGAGAUGGCGCAGAAGGAGCUGGCCACGCUCUGCGCUAAUGAAUUCAACUUGCCGGACGCCGUUCUGUCGCCCGCCUCCGUGUCGGCGCUGCUCAGGUUCUGCAUGCUCAAAGGUCAGCUGUAUUUCGCCGGGCAGCUGCUGCAGGUGGCGUGGCACUCGCGUCUGUACCUGGCUCCGAGCGACCAGUCGCAGGUGCUGCUGUCUCUGUGCUCGUCCGAGGCCGUCGGUCUGCUGCGCAGCCUGCUUGCCAAGCUCCCGCUCGACGUCCCGGAGAGCGAGGAGGUCAUGUCGUUGUUUGUGAAGGGCGUGAUAAAGGCGUCGAGGGACUCCACGUCGGAGGCCCUGUCCAACUUCGCUUCGGUACUCGUUGACUGCGGUCCCGACGCCUUGGGGGAGCGCGCGAUCCGUCUGGUCGAGUUGUUCUUCAGGGAGGUAGACGAUGCGUCGUACUCGAUGGAUAUCGUCGGGACCGUGCAGCGGAUAUGUGCCCUGGAUGUGUUCAAUGAAGUGUCCACCGCGUGCAGAUUCCAGGCCUGCAGGCUGCUGUGCUGCGGGCAGCCCAGCGAGAAGGCUGACGGCUGCAUCAAGUCGAUUUUGGAGGGCGAGGGCGCGAACGUGUCGUUCAUGGAAUACGUGGUCAAGCACGAGACCGCGUCGUACGUCACUGUGGUUAGCCGUCUCAUCGCCAUGAACGCCAUCGGCGCUCUUGAUUUCCUGUGUGCGCUGUCGUUGGGUCACCACCUGUCGCAGUCGGGCGCCACCGUGCUGAAGAUCUGCCUGGCGGCGCAGCAGAACCUGCGGAGCAUAGUGCCGGAGGAGCUGUGCAUGCCUGAAUUCGGCGACUUCGAGUUCCUGUCGUGCGUCGGCGUGAACUCGUUCAUCCAGCAGAUUGGCCCGAACAUCCCCUCGACCAUGCUGGGCGUCUGCACGGCGGUGUCUGGCAUCGGUAAGGAGGUGUUCACCCCCUUGGUGGAGACGUGCCUGCUGGUUACUGACCACGCCGCUGCGGAGUCGGUGAUCAGGUACAUGAACGAGUACUACGGCCACAUCCCGUCGACGCUGGUGGUGAGCUGCUUGAAGAUCCACCUGCUGCGCGGCAACUUCCGUUACGUGCUGGAGAGGCUGGUGAAGAAGGACAGGCUCGGCAGCAUCUUCCGCGACCGCAUGAACCGCACCGUGUGCGCCGGCGUGGCCGAAUUCGGGCUGCGCGUGGCGAUCUCCGUGCUGAACUUCGAUAUCGGCUUCGAGUUCCUGAGGCACUGCGACACCAUGGACCGCAUCAGCGAGGAGCUGUCCGAGCUGCUGCAGCUGCUGCCGCCGCAUCUGCACUCGCGCAGCAAGGUUGACGAGUUCGUGACCCUGUGCGAGAGGCUGAACCUCGACGAGAAUGCGUUUUCCGUGGCGCUGGACUGCUGCCUGAGGCUGAAGAACUCCAAGCGUCUGCUGAGGCUGAUCAACAAGUUCCGGCGCAUGGGCCUGCAGCCGCAGCUGCAGACGUGCGGCGUGAUCAUAAAGUCGCUGGCGUGCUGCGGGAGGAUCGCCGAGUGCCGGGAGAUCUGGCAGGAGAUGACCGCCAACGGGUCGCACGAGCCGAACGAGGUGACGUACGGCAUCAUGCUGGACGCGUACGUGAGCAACAACCGCAUGGACGAGGCGAUGGCGCUGCUGCAUGAGAUGAAGCACCGGGGCAACGUGCGGCCGAACACGAUCAUGUACACGACGCUCAUCAAGGGUUUCGGCCAGAACCGCCAGCUGAGCAGGGCGAUGAGCAUCUACGACAUGAUGGUGUCAGAGGGUGUUGCGCGCAACACCGUGACGUACAACUCGAUCAUCGACGCGUGCGCUCGCGUGGGCGACAUGAAGUCCGCCGCUGCCUUGCUGGAGGAGAUGAUGAUGAACCAGAUCGAGCCCGACCUGAUAACCUUCUCCACCAUCAUCAAGGGCUACUGCGUGCAGUGCAACAUGGACCAGUCGUUCCAGCUGCUGAGCAUCAUGUACGAGCGCGGUAUAAAGCCGGACGGCAUCCUGUACAACAGCCUGCUGGAGGGGUGCGUGAAGAGCGGGCGCCUGUGGCUCUGUGAGAAGUUGUGGGAGCAGAUGCGCCUGCACGGCAUAGCGCCCUCGAACUUCACGCUGACCAUCCUCAUCAAGAUGUACGGUCGCAGCGGCCAGCUGGACAAGGUGUUCGACCUGGUCGGCCGCCUCCCCGUCGAGUACGGGUUCACCAUCAACGCGCACGUGUACACGUGCCUGAUGAGCGCGUGCAUCACCAACGGGCGGUACUCGACUGCCCUCGACAUCUACCGCUGCGUGAAGGACGGCAGCAUCAAGCCCGACGCGAAGACGUACGAGACCCUGAUCCAGGGCGUCAUCCGGGGUAACCUGUACGCCGAGGCGGCUGACCUUCUGCGCGACAUGUACCACCUCGACGGCAGCAUGUCGGAGAUCGGCUCCGACCUCGCGGUGCUGCAGAAGAUCAACACGCGCGUUUUGGAGAACCUGUUCCACAAGCUGCAGCACGUCCGGCUCGACGAAGACGUGGCCAGCACCUACCGAGCGCUGAGCCGGCGGUUGCAGUCUAUGGGAGUGAACGUGCACUUCCAUUAG
Messenger RNA from Babesia bigemina, 3213 nucleotides. RefSeq names its product pentatricopeptide repeat domain containing protein, putative. Lineage: Eukaryota; Apicomplexa; Aconoidasida; Piroplasmida; Babesiidae. The transcript has a single exon. The record is from RefSeq and is a predicted model, not a curated record. Bases 1 to 3213 code for a protein of 1070 amino acids. Gene Ontology annotation, molecular function: protein binding.